AUGUCUUUUCGAUCGUUUAAAUCAAAAUUAAAAACAAGAGAAAAUAGUUCAACUGAAAUAACUUUAACGACAUUGUGUGAAACUCAAGCAGAUGAGCAUCAUGCAUCUGACAUAGAAAAAGUACAAAAUGAAAUCGAAUAUAAACAAAAUACAUUAGAUCUAUUUAUGAAUCAUGUUCUUAUUACUCUUGACGCCAAUAUUGAUGAUUUAAAAUUGUCAAUUGAUAAAAAACGACCGGAGCAAAAGAUUUAUAAAUUAUCAAUUUGUGAUGUUUGGCUUCGAUUAAAAACUAUUGAACACAUGGAACCAUUGCCACUUGUUAAAUAUCUACGUACAUCUCAAUUGCAUCGUGCAGAAAUAAAAUCAUCUGAUGUAACUGAUUGUACUAUCAAUAUUGAACCACAAAUUUUCACGAAUCGUCGUCGAUCUCGUUUUAUACAUUUUCAUAUGUGUACCGCUUCGGAUGAAUUCUAUCUUAGCGUUGGCGCAUAUGUUGGUUUAGUUAUAUUUUCCUAUCAAAACCAAUCAAAAUUCAUAUUGAAUGGACAUCACUGUCAACGUGGCGAUAUUCUUGUAAAACAAACAAAAUUAUUUAGUUCUACACAAACCGUUCAUCGAGGAAUAUAUGAUGCUCUAUUUAAAUGGUACUUUGGUCGUGUAAUUGAUGAGAAUUUUUCUGGCAUUGGAUUUAUAUGUUCAAAUGAUAAAUGGCGUUUUGACUUAAUAACACAUAAUGACAGAGAAAUAUUUCUCUAUGAAUAUCGAGUAUUUGAUAUGUUCAUGUUAACACAUUGGUUAACACGAUCUAUCAUAGCGCAUAAUGUUCACGACAUGGAAGUUCAUGUUAAAGAUUUACUAUUGAAACAGUAUGAUGUUGUAAAGAAGAAAUUAAUCAGUCAAGAAAAUACAGAAUUAUUGAAUUGUUGGAAGGAACUUAUUGGCAGUGAUUCAAAAGAUUUAGAUUUAGCUAUUAAGCAAAUUAUUUUAACAAUAAAAAAUGAUAUUGAAAAUUAUUUUCAAGAAAUCGGCAUAGAAAUAAAUGUACCUUCGGAAUUAUUAAAACAAAAUAUAUCCUAG
Rotaria socialis is the source of this 1077-nucleotide messenger RNA. Lineage: Eukaryota; Metazoa; Rotifera; Eurotatoria; Philodinida; Philodinidae. The record is from the annotation of a GenBank genome assembly.